AUUCGGUCUGCAAGUUGAGGUAGAUAACGAUGCCACUGUACGGUCUGACACGAUGUACCUCUGAAACAUGAACAGACGUGCCCCAUUUACUAUGCUGCAAACACUGAUGAUGCUGGCUAUGGCCUCCCCUAAUAACAAUCUAGAGUACCGCACGAAACAGACAGGAACUGAAGUAUGCACUCACCUACUUUCGGAUAGCUUCGCUCGUGAAACUUUCAUGCGCUUUUUGCGAACGAAGAACGAAGCUCUGGUUCACAUAGAACUUCCCUUGAAAGUGGGAAUGCUGGAGCUGCGGAACUUCAACAUUCAAGGUUUGGAGCUGACACAGUUAACCGGCCCCAUCCACGUCAUCAACUUGUCAAAAAGGAUCCUUCGAAUGCGUGUGACUCUUGCGUUUGAUAAUCUGCAGGUGGAAGGAGAGACGAAAAUGAGGUCGAGUCUGUUCAAAGCACAGCGUAUGAGGGCGACCGUCCGUCCUGGUGAAGUUUUCGCGGAAUUGGACUUCCGAAGAGCUGAAACUUCCCCUCCACUGGAGUUGUUUGACGAACCCAUUUGCAAACUGCACAAGCUGCAAAUAACACGUUGGAACGGAAUCCGAAUAAGCGGUUCAGGAGUAGUCAUAAAAAUGUUUCGCCUCCUCAAUGGGGAAAAUUUAUUCAACGGGAUCAUCAUGCGGCACGUUGAAAAAAUUAUAAGGGAGCAAGUUCAUCGAAAAUUACAGCAACUCAGACCAUCCAAUCUGGUCCGCCUGCUAGAUGUCAAACAACCGUUUUUUAGCUAGCCUCUGUAUUUUCCUACACUUUGUGCAUUAUGUUAAACUGCAUUGUUAAUUCUGGAUUUCAUUGGUUACUACUACUUCCCUACUAGCUCUCUAGAAUCUUCCCGAG
Molecule: messenger RNA, 887 nt
Organism: Dicrocoelium dendriticum
Lineage: Eukaryota; Metazoa; Platyhelminthes; Trematoda; Plagiorchiida; Dicrocoeliidae
Source: the annotation of a GenBank genome assembly